AUGGAGAAUGAGACUACAUGGAAUGAUAUACAGAAGAAAGAAUUAGAGACAAAUCUUCAGAAAAAGGAAGAAGAGCUAAGAGAUGUGGAAAUAGAGAAAAAGGGCCUGGAAGAAAAAAUAAGGAAAUUAGAGAAAGAACUGGAAACAAGAGAAAAGAAAGCUGACCACAUUAACAAUGAGAAGAUGGAGACAGACAUAGGGAAGAACAAAUUACAGAGCAAGCUGGAGAGAAUGGAAGAAGAGUUAAGUGCUUUGAAAAAAGAAGUUGACGAGAAAGAAAAGGAAAUUGGCAGAAUAAACAAAGAGAAGGAGGAUGUGUUAUUGGAAAAUGAGGUGCUGAAAAUUGAGAAAGCCUCCCUGAAUUCAAGAGUGAAGAAAUUGGAGGGCAUAGUGAUGGCACUAACUGAGAAGUAUGAGUCGCCAAUAGCACGUCCAGGUAAUGAUAACGACUCAACUCCUCCUCCCUCGCCGCCUAGUUUCCCUCCGCCAAAAUCAAAGGCCCCUCAAGACAAGCCAACUGACAGCAAGAACUCCAAAAACACGAAAUCUCAAGGUGGUAUUCAGGGACUCAAUCACAACCUGCCUACUUUACAGCAAGCGCAUCUGAGAUGA
This is a messenger RNA of Rosa chinensis, 612 nucleotides long. RefSeq names its product protein CROWDED NUCLEI 4-like. The record is from RefSeq and is a predicted model, not a curated record. Bases 1 to 612 code for a protein of 203 amino acids. NCBI's taxonomy places the organism in Eukaryota, Viridiplantae, Streptophyta, Magnoliopsida, Rosales, Rosaceae. The transcript has a single exon.